GGUCAGUAGAGGUCAUAUUGAUUUUUCAAUGGUAUCUAGAAAGCCAUGGUAGAACCAUCUGUGGACUGAUACCAAUUUAUUUUUUCAACUACGAACGAAUAUUUUUUUGUGAGGUUAAUUAAAAAUUAAAAUGAAAAAAUGUAUUACAUUGUUUUGAGGAACAGAAGUGCUUUAUAUACUUUUGCUGCAAACAUAAUUUUAGUCAAUACUCCUAUAUUACAAGCACAUACAUACAUUUAAAAUGUAUAAUACAAAUUUAAAAAAUAUUUGAAUUGUCUUGAUUGUAAUUUAAAUUUUUAAAUGGUAAAAUAACAAAAAGUAUUUCAUAUAAUCAGUAUUUCAAGUUUAUCGAUUUUAGUGGUGCAAUCUAUACAGCAGAGCGUUCAGCAUAUGUUUGCGUCACUCCUUUCUCCAUCGUCACUCGUCCUGAUUUUUGGAAUAUAUAAGAACUUCUAUUUUGAAUCGUAAAGUUAACUUUUUACGUUUGAAUCAUGAAAUACAAUACUUCAAAUCAACAAGGAAUGUAUAGUAAUGGAAGCAAUGGGUAUAACGGAAACAAUGGCUAUAGAAAUAACAAGCCAGGUGGUUUUGGAGGAAGAAUCAAUAAGACAGAUGAUGCUAACUUUGGAAGUGCGUUGCAAGCAGUUGCUUGGGAGAACCACACACUCUCAGACUUCAAGAAAGACUUCUAUUGCCCCCAUACUAAUGUACUAAACCGACCUUACCCUGAAGUUGAACGGUACAGAGAAAGCAAGGAUAUCAUGAUCAAAGGAAUUGCUGAUGCUUUUUUGAAUCCAAUCCAAUUCUUCGAGGAAGGAAACUUCCCUGAAUAUGUUGCUUCUUGCAUUAAAAAAAUGGGAUUUGACUUUCCAACAGCUAUUCAAGCACAGGGUUGGCCGAUUGCCUUAAGUGGAAAAAAUAUGGUUGGCAUUGCCCAGACUGGUAGUGGCAAGACAUUAGCUUACAUACUUCCUGCUGUUAUUCACAUCAGAAAUCAGCCUAGAGUGCAACGUGGGGAUGGGCCUAUUGCCCUUGUGCUAGCACCUACAAGGGAAUUAGCUCAACAAAUUCAGACAGUGGCCAGCCAGUUUGGUGGCCAAUGCGGUCAGAGAUCCGUAGCAAUAUUUGGAGGUGCUCCUAAAGGACCUCAGGCAAGGGAUUUGGAGAGAGGAGUGGAAAUAGUUAUUGCCACACCUGGAAGAUUAAUUGAUUUCUUAACAAGAGGCACCAUAAAUCUUAGAAGGUGUACAUACUUGGUUCUUGAUGAAGCUGACAGGAUGUUAGACAUGGGAUUCGAACCCCAAAUUAGAAAAAUUAUGCAUCAAAUCAGGCCUGACCGUCAAGUUCUUAUGUGGUCAGCAACAUGGCCAAAGGAAGUCAAAGCAUUAGCUGAAGAUUUUCUUCAAGAUUAUGUUCAGGUUAACAUAGGAUCACUUGAGCUUGCUGCAAAUCAUAAUAUCAUUCAAAUAGUAGAUGUUUGUGAAGAAGGGGAUAAACAAUCCAAGCUUAACACCUUACUAGAAGAAAUUGGAACCCAAAAACUCGAGAAAACCAUAAUUUUUGUCGAGACCAAGAAGAAAGUUGAGUCUAUUGCUAAUGGUCUCAAAAGAGUUGGGUGGCCUGCUGUAUGUAUUCAUGGUGACAAAUCACAAAAUGAGAGAGAUUAUGUUUUAAGAGACUUUAGACGAGGUAAAUCAUUGAUCCUCGUUGCAACAGAUGUUGCUGCUCGGGGACUAGAUGUGGAAGAUGUAAUGUAUGUCAUCAAUUAUGAUUUCCCCAACUCCUCUGAAGAUUAUAUUCACCGGAUCGGACGUACUGGACGAUCAACUGCCUCUGGUACAGCCUAUACCUUUUUUACAUCUGCAAACCAAAAGCAGGCCCGAGAUCUUGUUGCUGUUCUAGCCGAAGCUAAACAGAGCGUUUCUAACGAGUUGCAAGCCAUGACCAGGUUCUCUGGUGGUGGAAGUGGAUAUGCCAGAGGAGGUUUCAGAAACGGAAAGUUCAACAAACGUACUGAUAAUAAGUUUGGUGGUGGCAGCCGUUUCAAUGCUGGUUUCCAGAGGAAUUCUACCAUGUAUGGUCAAAAACCAAGUACCUUUCGAAGAUUUGACUAAGACUUUAUUCCAUAUAAAAAAAAGUUUUUAUAAUCUCUUGUAAUUAUUAAUGUAAAAAGUAAAAAAUGGAGGAAGAAAGAGAAAUUAGUGUCUGAAUAUUACUUAUGUGACUUGGAAGGGAGGGGCUUUGAGGAGAUAAUUUAAAUCUAUAUUUCCAAGAAGGCUUAACAUUUUUGUUGUUAGUCAUUGUUUUGAUAGGGUGCAACCCUUACUACCCAUAAUGCCCUCUAUGGCUAGUUUAUCUCUUAAUGUAAAUACUUAAUAAAACUGUACCUACCUAUUAUUUAAUUUUCUAUUUUAUAUGUUAUGUUAGGAAAUAUUAAUUUAUCACAAAAUGGCUCGUCUGAGUCUCCUUUUCGAUGUGAUAUUUAUUUAUACAAUACGAGUUGUAUUUUUUAAGUAUUCAUAUCACCUUAGUAUUUUUAUAUUUUUCUGCAUCAGUAUUAUUUAUAAUUUUAAAGUCAUGUUCUGUUGAUGAUUUUAAAAGAGGAGUAAUUUUCAAUAAAUGUUUAUGAAAAAGGAAUAA
Molecule: messenger RNA, 2640 nt
Organism: Nezara viridula (southern green stink bug)
Lineage: Eukaryota; Metazoa; Arthropoda; Insecta; Hemiptera; Pentatomidae
Source: the annotation of a GenBank genome assembly